Pistacia vera is the source of this 2114-nucleotide messenger RNA. RefSeq names its product pentatricopeptide repeat-containing protein At5g44230-like. The transcript has a single exon. Lineage: Eukaryota; Viridiplantae; Streptophyta; Magnoliopsida; Sapindales; Anacardiaceae. Gene Ontology annotation, molecular function: RNA binding; zinc ion binding; protein binding. The record is from RefSeq and is a predicted model, not a curated record. Gene Ontology annotation, biological process: RNA modification.
GUUAAAUUUCCUCUUUCUGUAAUGGCAGCUCUCAUACGCAAAUUCUCUACAGGGAGUUCCCGAUGUUAUAUCCCUAGAGAAUUUAUUCAACAAAUAAGAACAGAUAAAGCUCUCAUUUCCUACUCUGAACAUCCACGUGAAAAGAAAAUCUUGGAAAACCAAUUAAGUUCCACACUUGAUGGUUGUUAUAAUCUCCUACAAAUUAAACAAGUACAUGCUCAAAUUCUUCAAAAUGGCCUCGACCAAUGUGGUUAUGUGCUCACGAAACUAAUCCGCAUGCUCACUAAAAUUAAUAUUCCCAUGGAUUCCUAUCCUCGUCUCAUUUUUGAGCAGGUGAAAUAUAGAAACCCUUUUCUUUGGACUGCUCUCAUUCGUGGGUAUUCUUUACAAGGACGCUUGAAGGAUUCAAUUACGUUGUAUGGUUCUAUGAGGAGAGAAGGUAUUGACCCGGUUUCUUUUACGUUUUCUGCACUUUUUAAGGCCUGUAUUGAGAUUCUUGAUGUGAAUUUGGGUAGGCAGUUGCAUGCUCAGACGAUUUUGGUUGGUGGUUUUGUGUCUGAUAUAUAUGUUGGUAAUAUCUUGAUUGAUAUGUAUGUAAAAUGCGGGUGUUUAGAUUGUGGGCAUAAGGUGUUUGAUGAAAUGCCUGUGAAAGACGUGAUUUCUUGGACUGAGUUGAUUGUUGCAUAUGCCAAGAGUGGGGAUAUGAAAUCUGCUAGUGUAUUGUUUGAUGGGUUGCCUUUAAAGGAUAUGGUGGCCUGGACUGCGAUGGUCACUGGUUAUACACAGAAUGCUAAGCCUAGAGAAGCAAUAGAAUAUUUUGAGAGAAUGCAAAAUUCAGGUGUUGAAACAGAUGAAGUUACUUUGGUUGGUGUUAUUUUAGCAUGUGCUAAACUGGGUGCAAUCAAGUAUGCUGAUUGGAUUUGUGAUGUAGCUGAGAGAUCAGGAUUUGGGCUUACAAAUAAUGUUGUUGUGGGAUCAGCUUUUAUUGAGAUGUACUCAAAAUGCGGGCGUGUAGGGGAUGCAUAUAGGGUUUUCGAGGAGAUGAAGGAGAGGAAUGUGUUUACUUAUAGUUCAAUGAUAGUUGGGUUAGCAACGCAUGGUCAGGCUCAUGCAGCACUGCAGUUAUUUCAUGAGAUGUUACAAACAGAGACUAAGCCUAAUAGAAUUACAUUUAUAGGAGUGCUUAGAGCCUGUAGCCAUUUGGGGUUGGUAGAACAAGGCCGGCAGCUAUUUGCUAGUAUGGAGAAAUGCUAUGGUGUUGCUCCAUCUGCAGAUCACUAUGUUUGCAUGGUUGAUCUUUUAGGUCGAGCAGGGCGCUUGGAGGAAGCACUUGAGCUGGCCCAAACAAUGCCAGUGGAGCCCCAUGGAGGGGUGUAGGGAGCUUUUCUUGGAGCAUGUAACAUUCAUGGGAAUCUGGACAUUGCUGGGAUUGCUGCAUGCCAUCUAUUUGAGCUUGGACCUGAUGCUAUUGGAAACUACAUCUUACUCUCUAAUAUAUAUGCAUCAGCAAGAAGGUGGGAUGAUGUUUCAAGGGUAAGGAAACUGAUGAAGAAGAAGGGUCUUAUAAAGAAUCCUGGAUUUAGUUGGGUAGAAGGAAACAAAGGAGUAAUUCAUGAGUUCCUUGCCGGUGACUUGAUGCAUUCAAGAUCUAGUGAGAUUAAGCAGGUGUUGGAGGAAAUUUUGAACAGAUUAAAGGCUCAUGGAUACCAGCCAAAACUCAGUUCUGUCCCUUAUGAUGUGGCUGAUGAGGAGAAGAAGCGUAUAUUAAUGAAUCACAGUGAGAAUUUGGCACUGGCAUUUGGAGUGCUCACAACAAGUGCUGGCUGCAUCAUGAGAUUUAUGAAGAACUUGAGAAUAUGCAAAGAUUGCCACAUAUUUAUGUGUGGUGCAUCUCAAGUCACAGGGAGGGAGAUUAUUGUGAGAGAUAACAUGAGAUUCCACCACUUCCGAGAUGGUAAAUGUUCAUGUGGUGAUAUCUGGUGAUUAAAGUUCGGAUUUUCUUAUACACAUUUUUUGUCAAUUGUAAUUUUCUUUUCAAUUUUAAAACUCUUUGAAAGGGUAUGAUACUUUUUGAAAUUUAGUCUCUUCAUUUGUUUUAUCUGGAAACAAUAAAG